AAAAAUUGAAAUGUCAAUUCAACAUUACACAUGUCUGCCACCUUUCACCAAUAUUAAAAUCCGAAUCUAUUUGGAUCCUAUAGGCCACAGCCGAUUCUACUCUCUAGUCUCUAGUCCCUUCUCACACUCUCCACCACCAAUGCUGCCAUACGCCACCAUACAGGAGGCGGAAGCCGCCGUGGGCCGAUCCCUCACGGUCGCGGAGACAAUCUGGUUCAACUACUCCGCCACCAAAUCCGACUACUUCCUCUACUGCCACAAUAUCCUCUUCCUUUUCCUCAUCUUCUCCUUGAUCCCUCUCUACUACCUAUUCCUCGAAUUUUUCCUGGAAAAGUAUAUCCAUUCCUACAAGAUUCAACCAAAAGUCAAUCUCACCCUCUCCGAUUCCUUCCGCUGCUACAAAUCAGUCAUGCGCAUGUUCAUCCUCGUCGUCGGCCCUCUCCAGCUCGUAUCGUAUCCCUCUAUCAAAAUGAUUGGGAUAAGAACGAGCUUGCCCUUGCCGUCGAUAUGGGAAAUUGCGGCCCAAUUGAUGGUGUAUUUCUUUGUGGAGGACUACACCAACUAUUGGAUCCACAGGUUUUUGCAUUGCAAAUGGGGGUACGAGAAGAUUCACAAGGUUCACCACGAGUACACAGCUCCAAUAGGAUUUGCAGCGCCAUAUGCGCACUGGGCGGAGAUUUUGAUCCUCGGGAUCCCGUCUUUUCUCGGCCCCGCUAUGGUCCCAUGUCACAUUAUUACGUUCUGGUUGUGGAUUGGACUGAGACAGAUUGAGGCCAUCGAGACCCACUCUGGGUAUGACCUUCCUUGGACUCCCACAAAAUAUAUACCGUUUUAUGGUGGUCCAGAUUACCAUGAUUACCAUCAUUAUGUUGGUGGCCUAAGUCAGAGCAAUUUUGCUUCAGUAUUCACCUAUUGUGAUUACAUCUAUGGAACUGACAAGGGCUACCGAUAUCAGAAGAAAGUCCUUCAGCAGUUACGAGAAGGCUCCAAAACCAAUGGUGAACAAAAUGGAUUUUCACACAUCUCAGGGGAAGAUAUUAAAGUUGGUGAACAAAAUGGAUUUUCACACAUCUCAGGGGAAGAUAUUAAAGUUGACUAGAUCUGGAACUUCAGAUGCCACCACCUUCAUAGUUAAAGCUAGUGAAGUUGUGGAAGCAACAAGUUGACCAAGUGCUUUAUUUUUAGUUUGCUCAUAGAUUUGGAAUUUCUAGUAGUAUUGUGGUCUUAUGUAUUAGUGAUGAAGUGUUAGUCCUUAAGCUUGUUUCUUUUUGACGGUACGUUUAGCUUUGAUAAGUUGAGAUCAGUCUCAUGGGUUGUGUAUUAUGAUUAUGAAAUUUGAAACAAGUUUUUCGAUCACCUGUUGGCUGAAUUAGUGAAUUUGAAA
Molecule: messenger RNA, 1384 nt
Organism: Ipomoea nil (Japanese morning glory)
Lineage: Eukaryota; Viridiplantae; Streptophyta; Magnoliopsida; Solanales; Convolvulaceae
Product: methylsterol monooxygenase 1-1-like
Exons: 6
Coding region: 11-1099 (362 amino acids)
Biological process (GO): sterol biosynthetic process
Molecular function (GO): C-4 methylsterol oxidase activity; iron ion binding
Source: RefSeq, a predicted model, not a curated record